Molecule: messenger RNA, 1304 nt
Organism: Olea europaea var. sylvestris
Lineage: Eukaryota; Viridiplantae; Streptophyta; Magnoliopsida; Lamiales; Oleaceae
Product: myb family transcription factor PHL8-like
Exons: 6
Coding region: 113-1195 (360 amino acids)
Molecular function (GO): DNA-binding transcription factor activity; DNA binding
Source: RefSeq, a predicted model, not a curated record
UUCUCCAAUUAUAAAGAGAAUAACAUCUGCCACAUAUUUGAGCCAAAAAAAUACCUAAAACGAAGUAAAAACACCCUUUCUUAUACUUCAUUCUUAUCAUAAAAAACGAGAAAUGGCUCUUCAAAACGUUCGUGAUAAAGAUACGAGCUUCUUGUUAUCCAGUGAUGCGAAACCGAGAUUGAAAUGGAAUCAAGAACUGCACGAAAGGUUUGUCGAUGCAGUUAAUCAGCUUGGAGGUGCAAAUAAGGCUACACCGAAAUCCUUAAUGAGGGUGAUGAGCGUUGAAGGACUAACUUUGUACCACCUCAAGAGUCAUUUACAGAAAUAUAGGAUUGGAAAGAAUCAACGAUCGCAGUCCUACUACGAGGAUAAUGAACAAGAAAACUACAGAGAUAACAAGAGUCACUUCUCUAGAAGGAAUUGUGACGGAGAACAGAACCAGAUUAAUGAGUUGUGCUUUAUCAGAGAUUUGCAUGUAGCUCAGGCUCUACAAGUGCAAAUGGAGGUGCGGAGGAAACUUCACGAACAAAUUGAGGUACAAAGGCAUUUGCAGCUGAGAAUUGAGGCACAAGGAAAGUAUCUACAAUCAGUCCUGAAGAAAGCACAGGAAAAACUGUCUGGAUAUUGUUUUUCCUCUACUGAAGUUGAACAAGAAAAAGCUCAACUUUCUCAAUUAGUCGCGAUGGUUGACACUGGAUGUCUAAGUCCUUCAUUAUCCGUUUUGACAGAGAGUGAAGGCUUAGUUUUAAAGAAUGCAAAGAAUAUACUACCAACACAUACCGGAUGCUCACUCGAGAGUUCCUUGACAUCAGCUGAGAGCUCGGGUAGAGAGGAAGAAACUCGUCCGAUUCUUGACUUUGAUGACAACGAGAAGAAAAAUGUUUCCAAACCCUGUACAAGGAAGAGGGAUUCCGUUGUGCUCUCGCUGAUGGAAAUGCAUCCGGCAGAAAAGAGUGGAUCAGAGAGUGAAGGUAGCAAAAUCAAAAGGAGUAGAAGUAAUAUUUAUGAUGGUAAUUCUAUUGAGCAAUCAUCAGGUAAAAGAUCAGAAGGGCACAGAAGUAAUGAACAAUCGAGAAAGUGUGGAUUAUUGGAGAGAUUUGAUUUGAACACCAAGUUGCUGACAGAGUUCGAUUCAGGUUCAAAAGCAAUAGACUUGAAUCGCAAUGCAGUUGAGCAAUAUAAUGGAAAUCUUUAGUGUAUAGAAACAGCAUUAAUUGGUACUAUUGGACCAUAAUAAGUAAUCAGUAUUGCAGCAAGAAUGACCCUUAGUCUAUGUACAUUGUUGUGUAUGGAUCACAAUGAAC